Messenger RNA from Ananas comosus (pineapple), 1823 nucleotides. RefSeq names its product U-box domain-containing protein 27-like. Gene Ontology annotation, molecular function: ubiquitin protein ligase activity. Gene Ontology annotation, biological process: protein ubiquitination. NCBI's taxonomy places the organism in Eukaryota, Viridiplantae, Streptophyta, Magnoliopsida, Poales, Bromeliaceae. The record is from RefSeq and is a predicted model, not a curated record.
AUCAAAGAAGAGUCAAGAAUCGUACCGUUGACCGGCGACGUCAUCACUUUUGACUCCUCCCAGUGCCCUCCGCGCACUUUAAAUCCACCCACCCCCGCAACCCACACCCCAUCCUCCUCCCUCUUAUGCGUACGUCCGCAUAACAAGACCCCUCCCCACCAUGGGACAACCAGGUGCGGAGCAGCGUCCCCGGCGCCGGCGAUUACCGGAGCCGUUGGAGGUGAGGUUACCGCCCCUGUUCCGGUGCCCCAUCUCACUGGAGGUGAUGCGGUCGCCGGUGAGCCUGUGCACCGGGGUCACCUACGACCGCUCCUCCAUCCAGCGGUGGCUCGACUCCGGCCACCGCACCUGCCCCGCCACGCGCCUCCCCCUCCCCUCCACCCACCUAGUCCCCAACCUCGCCCUCCGCCGCCUCAUCCUCUCCGCCGCCGCCGAAGACGACGACGGCGGUGGGCGAUCCGACCCCUCCGCCGCGGAGAUCGCGUCGCGGAUAGCGGCGGCGGGGGAGGGCGGGGAUUCGGAGGCGGCGGUUCGGGUUUUGGCGCUGAUGCUGGGGUCGGAUCGGGUCGGGAAGGGCGAUAAGGAGAGCGCGAUCGCCGCGCUCGUCGCGGAUCUGGACCGAUCCGUCUCGGCGCUCCUCGCGGUCGUGCGGAACGGGCGGGGGAUCGGGUCCCGGAUCGACGCCGUUAGGGUUCUGGAGUCGAUCCUAGCGUCGCCCGCUAGGGUUUGCGGCGAGGAGUCGAGGGCCGCGAUCGCGGAGAGGGAGGAGCUGUUCCCGGAGCUGGUGAGGAUGAUGGGGGAGGGAGGGGCGGCGGCGGAGGCGGCGAUCGGGUGCAUGGCGGCGGCGGCGGCGGCGGGGAAGAGGAGGGCACGGGCGCGGAUGGUCGGGCGGCGGGGGGGCGGCGCUGGCGGGCGAUCGCGGGCGGAGGUGUCGGCGGCGGCGGCGGAGCAGGGGAUGGCGCUGGUGGGGCGGAGCGGGGUGCGCGGACGGGAGGGUGGCAUCGCGGGGGAACCGGCAGCGGUGGUGGGGGCGCUGAUGGGGAGGAUCACGAGGGUCGAGGCCGUGGGGAGGGAGGCGGCGGUGGCGGCGCUGUGGGCCGUGUGCUGCGGCGGCGGCGGAGGAGGGGGCGAUAAGAGGGCGAGGGAGGCAAUGCUGGCGGUGCCGGGGGGGCUGGGGAAGUUACUGGAAGUGAUGCAGCGGGAGUGCUCGCCCGCGGCGGCGCGGAUGGCAGGAGAUCUCCUCCGAAUAAUUUACACGGCGGGUGCGGUAAAGAACGGCGGCCUCGCCGGAUUCGAUAGCAAGACAAUUCAUGUAAUGCCAUACUAGAACAAUGUAGAAUUUCAUUACGGAGUUUAGAAAUACAAACUGCUUUCGGAGAAUAAGGGUAUAUUUGUUUUUCUGGGGUUGGAAGAGGGCAGAGUUUGCGAGUUCCGGGCAAUGCACCCAAUCUUAGACUACUUCACCGUAGAAUGGGGCAAAAUGGUGGCUUCCAUGCUGUACACAAAGUCGGUGCCGGUGGUCACAAACCGUUUUCUCUCAUCAGCUCCCAGCCUCCAAUCUGUGAGUUCGUCGAUUUCCCGCAAUCGUCUGUACUUGCAGUUCAGCAAGGUGAAGGAUUUUCGUGGCGGAGAUUGGAUGAAACAAACAUGCCCUAGAAUAGUAUAGGUGGAUAAAUAUAUAAAUAUAUGCUUGUAAAAAUGAAUAAAGAUUUUUUAUUUAGUGGAAUGCAGUGUAAAAGGAAGAAUUAGAAGGAAAGAAACUAAUUCCAUUUUGACGAUCGUUAUCUGAGAAUGCAGAUAUGUAUAAAGCAAUGCUACCGGUA